AUAUGUUUUACACAAAGGACAAAGGUCAACAAGUAAGACCAUUGUACGUAGUGGAGUGAGCGUUCUUCCAAUCUUUCAUCAGUCAGCAACAGCCAACACCCAGCAGCGCAUGCCUGUCAGCCAGCAGGUGCCAGGACGCCCCCAGGGAGGACAACUCAGUGUGCCGGCAGCCUCAAACCGCCAGGCAGGCUACGAGGAAUACAGUGCUGGUCACAUGAUGAAGCAGCAUCAAGGACAAAAUCCAGGAAUGCCGCAGGGACAGGAUACAUUGACUGCCACCAUGUUGGCUACAUUUCCACCACAGGAGCAGAAACAGAUGUUGGGAGAACGCUUAUUCCCUCUCAUCUCCGGUAUGUUCCCAGACAUGGCGGGAAAGAUCACUGGCAUGUUGCUGGAAAUCGACAACUCCGAGCUGCUGCACAUGCUGAAAUUUCAAGAGUCGCUAAAGGCUAAGGUUGAGGAAGCUUUUGAUUUGUUACAAGCCCACCGAGCAAAGGAGGAAAAUGAUGACUCAGAGGGGAAACAUUUAUUAACAACUUGAGAUGCUCUUAGUAACCAUUAACCUGGACGAAUUUUGCUAGUAAAAAAAAUUCAUGAAAUUGUUUCAUUUGUGGAUUUUAAUAUUUUGCUUUUUACAUUUAUUCUUUAUCAUGUUGAUGCAAUACCUUAAAAUACUGAUUGAAGCUAAAAU
Messenger RNA from Saccostrea cuccullata (small rock oyster), 691 nucleotides. RefSeq names its product polyadenylate-binding protein 1A-like. The record is from RefSeq and is a predicted model, not a curated record. The coding region runs from base 110 to 541 and encodes 143 amino acids. Gene Ontology annotation, molecular function: RNA binding; ubiquitin-ubiquitin ligase activity. NCBI's taxonomy places the organism in Eukaryota, Metazoa, Mollusca, Bivalvia, Ostreida, Ostreidae. Gene Ontology annotation, cellular component: cytoplasm; nucleus. The transcript has 3 exons. Gene Ontology annotation, biological process: positive regulation of canonical Wnt signaling pathway; protein polyubiquitination.